Molecule: messenger RNA, 7335 nt
Organism: Linum trigynum
Lineage: Eukaryota; Viridiplantae; Streptophyta; Magnoliopsida; Malpighiales; Linaceae
Source: the annotation of a GenBank genome assembly
GUAGAUGCAAGCACAUAAAAGAACCAGAUGAUUGAGUCAAGGUUUGGUUUUCUGAAGGCCAAGAAACUUAUUCGAAUGAGGUGAAAGAGUGGAAGGAAGGGAAAUCGGAAAUAAAAAAUACAAAUUAAUACAAAUUAAAUGAGAACGUGAGCCUGGAAGGAGAAAAAAGUGGGUAGUGGAGAGUUUUUUGGUUCUGAAAUCAGGCGGGACUCUUUUUUUCAUCCCGCUUAACACUCUGCCACAUCAGCUUCCUAAAAUCACUCUAUGGGCAGGAAAUUUUGAAUCGGGGUUGCAGUUUUACUUUUCAGCUAUAAAUUAUACCGUUGAUUGACAAGAACUCAAAAAGGGGCCGAAGGCAUGAAGCAUGAUGGCAUCGGGCAAAUAUCUUGUUGAUUGGGCCGAUGGCCCGCUUUUUCUGACCUCUUGCUAGAGUGGGCCAAAAGACCCAGACUGCUAUCAAGUUUUGCCCGGAAAUUUUUCCAGCUUUCAUGCAGACUGCAGAGUGAACGCCAAGCGAUCUAUGGAAGAACAGAGGAAUCUCUAUUUGUUGAGUGGAAGCAUUCGCUUACUUGGAGUGCUAGUCACCCUUUCCUUUCCAAUAAGUUACAACAAACAAGAUAUAUGAUAAUGAUGCUUUAUGGGAUGUUGUAAGAAUCAGUUGAUCCCGAUAACUCGAGUUGUUGAGAGAUGUUUAAUUGUUGAUCAUAUACCACUAACUAACAUACGUCUUCAAACGAGAAUCUACUCAAAUGAGUUUGAAGUUUGCACAUAUUUGAAUGUCGUGUGCUUAGUAAAUGAGGGUCAUCGGGAUUCGGAAGACCUCUCGGUCAUAUAAAACUCUGAUACAAUCAUUUUAAAGUGAAAAUAUGUAUAGUUCACCUCGUACUUUUGCAAGUUACAUAUAUGAUCAGUUCGAUAUUUUGAAGCAAUCACACCUCUAGUUUUGAACCAACAGUAUUGCUAAUUAGAGAUAUAACACAACACAUUAGGUGACUUCAGAGUUGUUCCAAAUGAGGACUCGAAUGUCUCCACAGCUAAGCUACAAGUACUGAAAUUGAAAUGUGAAGGAAAUGGAGGAUCGAUCUGAACAGAAUCACAAAUUAGAGGGAAAGACUGCAAAGCAGCAAUCUUUGUGGCGGGCACUCAAUUAUUUAGCCAGUCAGUGAGUCAAAUCAGUCCGCGGGAAGAGUCCCCGCCGCGCCACCGGCCCACCACCGUUGAACUCCUCCCUCCUUAAGGCACGUGUGAAUCGCCAUUCCUUCCCGUGGUCCUUUCUUCCUCCCCCAAAUCUCAAAAUUCCAGUUGGUCCAAUAAAUUUCCUAUAAUCUACUUCACUCGCUCUCUUCUCUGCUUUCUCUCUUCCUCCAAUGGCCGCUUCUUGCCCGACGGUGGCCGCUGCUCUCACUGCCGUCGCCGCCGGUGGGAGAAACGAAGCGGCUUCUUCUGGGUGCUUGCGUUUCUACUCCGCUGCGGAGGGAAGAAGCCGGAGAUCGCGAUUCAUCACUCUCUGCUCCGACCCAUUUUCUGACUCCUCGCCCUGUUCGACUUCGGGUCGAAAUGCCCCGACCCGAUUCAUCAAGAGAGGCGAAAUUGGGACCGGGUGGGCUUCUUCCUCGGUCGAGGAGGAGGCGUCGGCGGAGAAUCCCGCCGGCAAUGAGGGAGGCGGUGGUGCUGGCUCGAUCUCCGGCAUCCAAAAGCGGCCUUUGUGGAGGAAGAUUCGGUUUCGCUCCAGGAAGUUGAGGAGCGUUCUGCUGCUCAAUGUCGUCGCUGUUGUUUACGCAAGCGAUAUCUGUAUGGUGAAAGCAGUAGAGGCAACAACUGAUCCAGCUGCCUUCGCAGCAGUACGAUUCCUGGUGUCUGCAAUCCCAUUUGUGCCUUGCUUGCUUCAAUCAAAAGGCGACAGUCAUACCCGAAACGCAGGAUUCGAGCUCGGAUUAUGGGCUAGUUUGGGUUACCUUAUUGAAGCAGUUGGUCUACUCACUGCUGAUGCUAGCCGAGCAUCAUUCAUCUCCUUGUUCACUGUUAUUGCUGUGCCAUUGCUUGAUGGCAUGUUAGGAGGGAUAGUUCCAGCUCGUACCUGGUUCGGAGUUCUGAUGUCUGCAAUUGGUGUUGCCAUGUUGGAAAGCAGUGGGUCUCCGCCUAAUGUUGGAGAUCUAUUGAGCUUUCUGAGUGCUUUAUUUUUUGGGAUUCAUAUGCUACGAACUGAGCAUUUCUCGAGGAAGAUGAAGAAAGAAGACUUUUUGCCACUUCUUGGAUAUGAGGUAUGUGUUGUGGCCAUGUCAUCCACGAUUUGGGUCGUGAUUGGAGGAUUGCUCGACGGAAACCGAGAGCUUAGCCAAUCCUCUUGGAGCUGGUUGAUGAUGUGGGAUUGGGUUGUUUCAUUUCCAUGGAUGCCAGCUCUUUAUACCGGUGUAUUCUCAACUGGAUUAUGUUUAUGGGCUGAGAUGGCUGCAAUGCGUAGUGUCUCAGCAACUGAAACAGCAGUAAUCUACGGGCUAGAGCCCCUGUGGGGAGCUGGUUUUGCUUGGUUCUUGCUCGGGGAGAGGUGGGGAACUGCAGGAUGGAUUGGUGCUGCUCUUGUUCUUGGUGGAAGCUUGGUGGUGCAGAUACUCGGAAAUGUGAGUGAAUACAUCAAGAGUGAAUCGAAGGAGAAGAAAGUCGGUCUGGUUUUGGUUCCUGAAAAGCAGAGAAACCUCUCAGCUACACCUAUACUUGUCAGGUCGAAGAAGGAUGCUACUGAUUUGUUGAAGUGAAUAAGAAACUCUAGCUGCUACCAACUAUAUAAUAGCAUAAUAUAAGCAUCCAUUGAAGCAGCUGCAAGAGAAGAACGUAUGAGAAUCAGAAUCCAAAAGAAGAUAUGAGUACAUUCAGAUCAGAACUGUAUUGCAUCAUCUGCCUGCACCUCAGACGAAAAGAAAGACAGGAGUUUGGAAGUGCAGACCAUCUUCAAAUACUCGAGCUGUGGUUUGUAAUGAGAAGUGUCUGGUAAGAGGCUAUCCAUCCUUAACUCUCAUAGUGUUCGAGCAGUAACCUGAACUCUGCAAUAUACAUAGGGAAGAUAGUCAGUGUACAGAUUAUUGUAAGUAAAUGCAUAAAGAAGUGUUCUUUUCUUUGUAACAUGAGAAGAUGAGUAGAUAUUUCUAUAUGUGAUAAUAUAUUCUGCCUCCCAUUGAUCCCAUCUGAGAGUUCACAAACUUUCAUUACAUCCUCUAAUCUGAUUGUCUCUGUAAAUUUCUCUCUCCUAAUACAAGAAAGAAACUAGCUAGGAAGAGGAGGUUCUCUUUUGUCUUUGAUGGUCCCAGAGCCCCCCAUAAAAGGAGGAGGCAAAGCAACCUGCUUUCAAGUUAAUGGUGCUGUCAUAAUGAGCAGAUUAAGAGAUCAAAUCUCUCAAUUGAAAAGGAAAAAGUACAUUACAGCAUCCAUUUUUUUAUUAUGGGGUGAAGAAUAAACUGAUUUCCAUUUGUAAGGAGACACACCCAGCUUUUUGCAGUGGGCUUUUUAACAUAUUGGGAAGUUGUUAAUUGUCCCAUGAUUAUAAUAUUAUGUAACUCUAUGUUUAGAAGCUCAGUUCACAUGGGGCUGGCUUGGUAUUAGUCUAUUAGAUAUCAAAUAUGGUAGUGACCAGUGGGAAAGUAAAAACAUCUGCCACCAACUUAUGGUGAAUUACAUAAAUAACUGCUACCAUUUGAGUUACCUCCUCAUUUAUUUCGACUAUCGGAUCAAGUUUCGAGUUCAAAUUGCUCAUAAAUUAUUAACUCAUUUAUUUCGACUAUUCAUGUAUCUAUUUAUCUGAAUUCUUAACAAAAAAGAAUGCUCUCAAAUUAGCAAUCAAGUAGGUAGGGUAAAAGAGAUUCAAAUAGUUGGUUGCAUAAGACCAAAUUUAGUGAAGGAUCAAAAGUCCAAAUAUUUGAAACUAAUGCACUUUAGUGGGAUUCUAAAAGUCCAAAUAUUUGGAUUGGUCCAAAUUCUGGUUCCAAAUUUGGACCACAAGAAGACAAAGAAUUCUAAAAUUGUGGGAUCCAAAAUGCAAGGGACGAGUGAUGGGCGCCAAUAAGGGAGAUGAGAUGCACUCAUAGCCGGUGUAGGUUUCUUCUUGUCCGUGGCUGCCGCUGCCGUCCAUGCAUGGGUUUAAUUGGUAGCUCUCUUAAUUUGUAAAUUUUUUAAUUACCUCUUCGUUCUCACUUCACCAUAUAAAAACAAAAACCUUAAACCUAUUUAAUUUGUACAUGUUAAUUGAACAAGAAUGAUUGUAUUUUAGUUAAUUAGGGAUAAGCAAUAAUUAACAAAAAUCGUGCUAAUUAAGAUGGGUAUGAAAUUUAAUGAUGAAAUUUUUAUGUUCAAAUUAUAAAAAAAUAUAUCGAAAUGUUCGUCUUAAUAAAUUAUUAGUACCUAUCUAAAAAUAAUGAACAAAUUUUGUAAUUAGAAUGAUAAAAUCUACAUUAAACCGAAAUAUGAGUUAAUGCCAAAUUCUGAAAUUUUGAACUUUUGGAACUAUGCACUAAUGCAAAAACACUUUUGGAGGGGCUAGAAUUAGAAUUAUAGCCCCAAAUUUUGGAACUUUAGGACCAUGCACUAAAGAUGGUCUAAUGGAUUCAGAAUCACGUAUUCAGUAGAUUAGGAUUUGGUAUGAGCUAAAUUGUUAUUCACUUUGAUUAGUUAACGUCUAUGUGAUCGUGAACUCAUCUUACCUACUGAUUCAAUGUUAGGUAUUGCUAAUUUGGGACAAUCCACGAGGAAAACCUGAUGAACACCAACAAACUGACUUUUAUGUUAUCUGAAACAUCAAUGACAAGUAUGCUAAAUACUUAAACUUAAGUCACUGAUUUGUGAAUGGCCCCAAAACCCUUCCUUUCUUCCAUUUUAAAAAAGCCUACACAAAUGCAACAACAAAAAAAAGCCUACACAAUCCCUGGUGGUGGGCUGGUGGCCACCUUUUUAUGGGUUUCUUCUCUUUUGUUUUUAUAUCAUUUGUUUAUAUUUAUAUAUCUCUCUCACUCAAUCUACUGAAACUAGAUCAAACCCCAAUCUCAUCUCCACAGUCACUUUUUUAACCUUUUUAUAUCUAUGGCAGUUUUUGCAGAGUGAGAGCAGCAGCAGAGGGAAAUAAAAACCAAAAGAACUCCCUUCUUUUCUUUCCCCUCCUCUAGUUUUACUUUUUCUUUAUGCUCUCUUCUAAGUUUCUUUAGUAGAAGUCAGAUUGCGACUGUGGGAAGAAGAAGAUCAGAGUGAGACCCUUAACAAUGACAGUUUAGCCUCUUUUAGUGACUUAAGUACUGAUUAGUGGGCAAUUAGUACACAUAGCCCAAAUGUGAGUUCAAAGUCUUACACAAGAUAAGUAUCAACUUGGUCUAUAAAGGGAUUAAAUUUUUCUUAAUCCUUUCUUUUAUCUCUUGCUUAGAAUAAGAUUUUACUUUGUUUUUUUGAAAAUGGACCAAAUUACUAUGAUAUCACUGGUUUUAAUAAUUAUAUUAUAUAGUGCUGCUGUAAGCAAGUAAGCAAAGUCCAUAAAUAAACCACCCUUACACAUAUCCCCUUUCCUCUCUCUUUCUCUUCUGCCUUUCUCUCUCUUUCUCCACUUCCAUAUCUCCAUUGCUUCUCCGAGGAGCUCAAAGUUUGAAGCUUUUCCAAGCAGCAAACAGCUGCUGCAACAGAGAGCUCUUUUGGUGGCCUCUCCACCAUUCACACAUCAACAAGGUACAAACUUUGAUCCUCCUUUUUGGCACCUCUUCCCCCCUCCUCCUCCUCUUGCCUCACAAUUCUGUGUUUGUAAGAACUGUAAAGAUUGCACCUUUUCUCUGCAUUUCUGCAGCAUUUCAAGAUCUGGGUUUUACUCAAAACAUGGGGUUUUAGCAUAUUCAAAGCUCAAAUCUUUCUCAAAACUGUUGCCUAGAUUGAAACAAUGGAGGCAUAAUUACUCCCAGAUUCAUUAGGCUCCUUUUCAUUGUUCCUACUUCUUGUUUCUGUUCCUCAUUGUUCAUUGCUAAUCUUGCAGGGUUUUGAGGAGGAGGAAGACCCAUUUGACUUAAACCCAGUUCUGCAAUUUAGGGGUUUUAGUGAGGGAAGUAAAAGAAAUGUGGACCGUUUGAUCAAAGUGGGAUGGAUUGGUGAAAAAAAGAAGAUCAUCAUCAUCAAUUCAUCACUAGUCAAAAUCACCUUCCUUCUUCUUUGUCUUGGGUUUGGGAGCCCUACUUUUCUCAUCAGGUACCACUCCCUCACUCAUUUCAUCUCAUUUCUUCUUCUUUUUUUAACUUUUUACUUUCAAUUUCAAAAGUGUGUCCAAUUUCGCUUUUCCCCUGGCUUUUUCCUCAGACAUUCUGUCUCUUGCUGUUUCUCUCUUGCUCCCUUUCUUUCCCUUUCCCUUUUUCUUUUCCUCUUAUAUCAAGGAUUACAUAUUUACAUUACAGUACUGCAAGUCUGCAACAAUGCAACAUAUAUAUAUAUAUAUAUAUAUGCUUGGAUGUUGCACCCUGCCCUUAUCACCGUACACGUGUCCAAACAUACAUCGUUGAUCGACCCCCACCAUGUCUCAUUCCAUUCCAAAGCCCGACCAUCCCGGAUUCCUAUGUUGGGCUUAUAUGCAUUGCAUGCAAUCUUUGUCUUUGAACAUUGGGGAAGGAGGUGUUUGUUUGUGUUUUCAAGUCAAUUUUUUAUUCUUUUUAAGUUUAAUAAGUUUAUUUGUUUUCUUGUCUAGUUUUAUGCUGUAAAAGUGUAAUCUUUUUGUUUGAAUUGGGACGAUGUGACUACACACAAACAUAGAGUAAAGACUUGUAGUCAGAAUUACUAUCAUAAAUCCAUUUGGAUUAACUAUAGGUCACUUAAAGAUCAAUAUUUUGGGAAGGGUGAGAUCAAAGUUUUCAACUUUCAUGAAAACCAAUCUCAGAUCAGGUCUUGAAUUGCCCUGAAAUGUGGGGGGUGGUUGAAUUUUGAGAGGGUUUUGGGCUAUUGGAGGUGGUUGCUUGCAGUUUACUAAGCUUAGGUCCUAGCCCUCAUUAGGGUUUUGGAAGUUCUGAACUUUUGUUUGGCCCAAAACAAGUGUAGGAAGGGGAAAGGAACAGUUUGCAGAACUAUGUAUCUAGCAAACUGCAGGAGCCAACAGCCCUAGAAAAGAGGGGCAUUCACAUUCACCAUAAGGUUCUGCAGAACUUUCUGCCCUUAACAUGGAUACCAAAAACCCGGGGGACUUUGCUUUUCUCCCACCCAAUUGCAACUUGCAAGUGGGAAUGCCCUUUUAAGGGGUGCCCUUAAUUUCCAACAGGUAGGGCAAUGAACCAUUUUUUCCAAAUAGUCCUAAGCUAGAAAAUCUGUUAUUAGGUUAAAGAAAUAGAGGUAGUAGGU